AUGGACAAAGGACCUGAGCCUGAGUCACCAGGCCAGGAGCGACGCGUGGGAGGCCCGGCCUCACCCAGGGAAGGACUGAGGCAUCGGUCACUCGCGGGUCGCGGCGGCCGGGCCGACGCCCAGCAGGCCGAGCCCCGUCGCCCAGCGCCACCCGCUCAGGCCCGAGACCCCCGCGCAGGGCGAGACGCGGGCCGGGCGGCGCCCAGGGCCGGGCCUGCGCUCCGCGGGCCCCAGCAGCCGGGCCGCCCCGGCCAGGCGUCCCCCGCCGCCAGCCGAGGGCGGACAGACCCCGGCCGCGGGGCCCCGCCAGCCCGCCCAACCCCGCGACCCCCAGCAGGGCCCCCGAGAUCACCUGAAGCCCCGCGAGUCUUCCCACGCCAGCACGUGGCGUCUAGGGAGCCGGCUGCUCCUACAAGCCCGGGCAAGCCCCACUCCGGCCUGCCGCCUAUUGGCUCGCUGAACGACAGUGUCCGCCUAAGGCCUCUUCUGAUUGGCCGGGAGCCUGGCUCUCCCGCGGGCCGGGGCUCGGGAGCAUAA
Molecule: messenger RNA, 537 nt
Organism: Hippopotamus amphibius kiboko
Lineage: Eukaryota; Metazoa; Chordata; Mammalia; Artiodactyla; Hippopotamidae
Product: proline-rich protein HaeIII subfamily 1-like
Exons: 2
Coding region: 1-537 (178 amino acids)
Source: RefSeq, a predicted model, not a curated record